ACAGAUACAACUUUUGGUUGCUUAUUACAAAUGCCAUACGAUUUUAGAUCUCUUGUUUCUCGAGUUGAAACAACAUGACAAAUAGCAAUAGAAAUAAAUAAAAUUUCUGCAAAUUUACAUGCCUACAUAACGGUAUGUGGAAAACUCUUUAGUACUCAUUCAAUGAGCAGAACUAAGAGAGUACGGUUGUGGCAGGAAAAGGAACUGCAUAGAAAAAAAUACGAUUCUCAUGGCGAGCCGAAGUGUUGAUGCGAUAAAUCGUAGACGAAAGGAAAAGAAAACGGAUUAUUUUGCAAUUAAAAAUUUGUAAGAAAAUAUUUGUGAAUUGUGAAGUAUGUGAGAAGAUUAAUCUUCAGCCGAAUAAAGUGAAAAGUGGAUAUUUGCAUUAACAUAAGUGUAACACAGACACUGCUGGCACUUAAUAGAAAAUUUACGAAUUCUGCACAACGCCCCCACUCCUUGACACAUUUCCAAUACUAACGGUAUAUCCUAUCAGCCACCAAACACAAAGUAAGCAGCUAAAGCAAAAAACAACACAAAGCGUCUUUCAAUAAGCUCCGCAACACAACUUGAACAACCGGAAAAUGCGUAGUCGCACAGAACUGGUGACCACCACUUUCGAGGACUCCGAGGAGGAUUACAGUGAGGACGAUGAUGACUCUGAGGAGGAUUGGCGCCCGGCCGCCUCAUCAUCGGCCAAUAAAAAUGGCAAAAAGCAAAAACAAAGUCGUGUUGGUGCCGCAGCAGCUGGCGGCGGUGGUGCAAGCAGCAUCACCGGUGGCGGCAAUGCCAAACGUGGUCGAAAGCGUAAAGGCGCUACGAAUGUGGGUGGUGGUAAGCAACAAACAGUGGUGGCUAAACGUAAAGCGCCCAGUGCUGCAUACGAAGAAAGUGAUGAAGAUGAUGAUGAGGAUAAUGAUGAUGAUAUCGAUGAGGAUGAAGAUGCUGUGUUGAAUGAGGAGUUGAGUGAUGAUGAGCUGGACGAUUAUGAGGAUUACGAGGCGCAAGCAACGACUGGUGCCGCAAACGUGGCGGUAACUGCAAAGAAGAGUGGUGGUGGUGGUAGUGUUGCAGCAGCAGCAGCUAAUAAUUUGCCACCUAAAAAGCAAUUCACGGAAAAAACUAGCACAUCCGCAACGCCUGGUGCAACGGCAGGCUCUUCAGCAGGCGGAGGACAACAUUCGCUUGAGUUGCUACUUUACAAACGCGACUUGAAUGAGGAUUAUUCCAAAAAUAAUCGUUUAUGUUUAUGGCGAAAGGAUGAUAAUAACUUGUUGCAGAAAUAUAUACGUGUAAAGACCGCACCGGAGGAGCUGCUCUUUACAUCCAGCUCCGUGUAUUCAAGCUGGGAUGACAAACGCUUGUCUGACUUUGUAAGCAUCAAAGUAAAAUGUCUGGAUCCAAAUAAUCGACGCGUUAAAAUUAUGGACACCACUGAGCUAAACAAAUUAGUCAAGGAACAAACGAAAAAUAACGAACAACGGAAGUUGAAUAAACGAAAAGACAAUGAUGGCGACGAUAGUGACGAUGAUGGUGCACUCGAUAAUGACGGUAACGAUGAAGAUGACGAUGAAUUGGACACCGAAGAUGAAGAUGAGUUGGAGUACGGCGAAGCAGCCGCAUCGAAAACCCAAAAAGCCACCAAAAAGCCGUUACAGAAAAGGGCGCCAACCAAAAGUGGUGUGAAAAAUUUAAAACGAAGCGAUAGCACUGAUGAAAAUGAUAAUGAGGAAGACGACGAAAUCGAUGAGGACGACAUUGAUGACGACGAGGAUGAUGGCGAUGAAGAUGAUGAUGAGUAAAUGUGUAUGUAAAAGAAUGUAUGAAUUAAUUAACGAUAUAUAUAGUAAUUAAGCGAUUUUAAUAUUGAAUUAGUAGUGAUUAGUAUAGAGCGGGUGACCAAGAAAGCGACGAAGAGAACUUACACUUCAGCAUUUCAAGUUAUUUAUUACUGAAACUAAAUGAUUAUACAGCAUGUGUGUGUUAAUUUAAUAAUUAAUAAUGAUAUUAGUAUAGAAUAUCGUCGCAGUGCGCAACGCAGUCGCUCCUAAAGCUUAUUGGGCUGUUUAGGCUGCACGCAAGAGAGCUUUAUUGUGGCAAUUCUCGAGGUGGCUGCCUUGCGAACUCUGACUGCUUUAAAAUAUCAACAUUCAUACUUACCAUACAGACGAGUACUUCUAAGUAAAAUUCAAGCCAAAUCAAAUCGUAAAUAUUAACGAAAAGUUUUAUUAAAUAUGGAGUAUAAGUAAAGGAGGCUAAAUACUAGACUAAGAUUUGUGUGAUCAACCAUUAUAAAUACUAGGACUUACCGAAAUCAAUAGAUGCUUAAUUAAGUUUACGAAGUCGAUGAUAAAAGGCGGAAAUUUUGCCAAAGUACCCAUAAAAUUAAAUUUAUAUGCAUGCAUGUAUUUACGACAAGUUU
This is a messenger RNA of Bactrocera latifrons, 2422 nucleotides long. Its product is annotated as nucleolin. The coding region runs from base 585 to 1802 and encodes 405 amino acids. Lineage: Eukaryota; Metazoa; Arthropoda; Insecta; Diptera; Tephritidae. The record is from RefSeq and is a predicted model, not a curated record. The transcript is spliced from 2 exons.